Molecule: messenger RNA, 701 nt
Organism: Ichthyophthirius multifiliis
Lineage: Eukaryota; Ciliophora; Oligohymenophorea; Hymenostomatida
Exons: 3
Biological process (GO): regulation of microtubule polymerization or depolymerization; spindle assembly; protein localization to microtubule plus-end
Cellular component (GO): spindle midzone; cytoplasmic microtubule; microtubule organizing center
Molecular function (GO): microtubule plus-end binding
Source: RefSeq, a predicted model, not a curated record
AUGAACGAAAGUUUUGGAAUAAUGGAUGAAGGAUACUUUAAGUCAAGUGGAUAAAUAUUAAAAUGGAUAAAUGAUUUAUUAAGAUUAAAUGUAUCUAAAAUAGAAAGCUUAGGUUCUGGAUCAGUUUAUUGUUAAGUUGUUGAUGCAAUUUUUCCUGGUAAAGUGCCUUUAAGUAAAGUUAAUUGGAGGGCAAAAUUAGAUUAUGAAUUUGUAACUAAUCUUAAAAUUUUACAAAAUUGUUUUACUAAAUUAGGAAUAAAAAGAUAUAUUGAAGUAGAAAAACUAUCUAAAUGUAAAUAUUAAGAUAAUUUAGAAUUUAUUCAAUGGUUAAUGAGAUUUUAUGAAGUAAAUUGUAAUAAAUCUCCUGAAAGUUACGAUGCUUUGGAAAGAAGAAAAAAUGUAGAACCGGAUUAUUCUUUUGCUGAAAAAUAAGUUAUUGUUAAAUUAUUUAACUAGCCUUAAUAAAAUCAAUAAGAUAAUUAAUAACCUGCGAAAAGUUAGGCUAGAAAACCAUCUACUUAAGUUAAACAACUAGAACCUGCAUUAUAUAAAAAAGUAGUUAAUAAUACUAAUGCUAAUAUAAAUGUUUAAAAUACUUAAGUUAUUUAAAAUAUUAAAGAUAUUAUUUAAAAUUAAAAUAUUUCUGAUUCUGAAAAAGUUGCAAAAAUUGCAAAUCUUCUCAAGAUUGAAUCAAAUUAAUG